AUUAAAAAUGACAUUCAAGAAAUCGUUGUUGUCAUUGCUAUAGUGUCCGCCAGAGGGUGUUGGUUUCUUUCCCAGCCCCUCUCUCUUCUUUUUUUAUGAAACAGGUGGUUUCAUGUACUUGUGUCAAGCUGUGCCAUCUGUCCUGCUCUCACUUUCUUUCUGUUCCCUUACUGAUAGUAACAGCUAAUGAAAUCACUCCAUUCAUCAGUUUAAGGUCUUUUGUGGGGAUGCCUGUUGCUCUCCAAAGCUUGUGCUUUUUUCUUCUGAUACUUAAAGUCGUUUCCGUGCUCUCUGUAUGCGACGUACGUGUAAGAAUAGUCGAUUUUGGAUGUCACCUUGACUGGGAGUGCCCUGAUGACACGCCAAACACAACUUACACUGUCCAGAGAAAAGAGAAUGGCCAAUGGAAAGAGGUUUCAGACUGCAUCCAGAUCUCCAGACACAGCUGUGAUCUGUCAAACGUCUUCACAAACUUAAACUCUUACAACUUCAUUAGACUGCGCUCAGAAGGGCUUCAAUUCUGGAUGAGUGAAACGCAAUUAUGUGACGCAAUGAAUGACGGUAAUGCCACAUUUAGUCCUCCAUCCAUCAACGUUUCAAUUGAGAAUGGAAGCCUCUGGGUUACGGUAAAUUUUCCUUGUGCUCCAUCCGUAAGCUGCAGGUAUUUGGACGAAGAGAGCGAGGAAGAGGUGGAUAAGCUGUGCCCCUGCCUCGUAUCUGAGUUUAUAGAACUCUCAGUUACAGUUGUGCUAUACAACAAACAUAAACCAUCAAACAAACAGAUACGCUAUGCUGAAGUGAUGGAAACAAAGCAGUUCAGGGAAGAAUUUGGAUUUGUCCUAUCAGGGCAAGUGUACUGCGUUGUCGCCAACUUCACAUCCGAAUUUGAAGCAUCUUCUCUCUCCAGUCCUCCACAGUGUAUUUCUAUACCGGCAAAGAUCGAGACCCUUGCCAUUGUGAUUGUAUGUGCUGUUCUCAUCGUUCUUGGCCUAGUUUUUCUUCUUCUCUGGAGACAGUGUUCAUCUCCUGAACGCCCUCUUCCCAAAUCUUUGGCGUUACUUUAUGACCAGGAAAUUCGUAAUGAGACAUUUAUUGACUCCAGAGAGACCGCAUCAGACCGUCUGAGCUCUGAGAGUGACAGGAUUUCUUUUGUGUCCCUCGCUGUCUUUACACACAUGGACAACCAGUCAUACUACCACAGCUCUCAAAGUCUGGGCAACGGCUAUUACAGAAGCCCAAUCCUGCAUGACCCCGGCUGCACUAAAGAGUCUUCAGGAUGCUUGCAUGUGGAGUCCGGAGCCUGGGAAACAGAUGAAAGCCAUAGUUUUGAACUUCUCCAGACACCCCAUCUGAUUCUUGAAAGAGGGGAAAGAUGUCCUUAUCUGGAUGAGUGUGAUAAAAUCCUCAACAUUCCUCUGAGCUCAGUGCGAGUGAAAUGCCCUGAAGAGACAACAACUGAUGUCCCAGGACAGUAUGAGGACCAGAUGAAAGAGGAGAGCUGGUAUUUGUUUUAAGGCUUGUGUGCCUUUGGAGAAUAUUUGCCCUUGGGAUAACGUGCUUACUUCAAAUACAUCCACUGCAAGUUGCCAAGACAUUGCAUUUGCUUAGUGCAUGAUUUCGACAACCUGCUCCAGUGUUUAUGUUUACAUAAUUAAAUGAAUCUCAAAAUUCGGCCUCUAUUAUUAUUAUAAGUAUUCGUUUAUAACAUAUUUUUCCCUUUGACACUUUACUGUUGAGCUAUACGUAGUCACGUUACGCAUGUUUCUCAUGUAUUUGGUUAAAGCCACCAGCCUAUUUAGCUUUUAUUAUAGCUGCCCUCCGCUAGUUUUGGGGCUACCCCCUAUAGCUCGUGACUCACUCGGCAGAACACUAUAAAUCCUUCCUAGCUUUUACACCCUAUCAACUCAAGUAUUCUUUUUUGGGUAGUUAGGGGUACGGUUUGGCCCCUGUGUGGCUUGAUUCCUUGGUUUUUACUCUCUGACUCAGUUGGCCCAUUUUGACUCUCAUUUUCUCUGGACCGUGUCUCACAGUUAAUCACACCAAGGUGCUCAAUUUUGCUGAUGUUGCUAAACUAACUGCAACCUUUGUGGAAAUGCUCCCAAAAAGCAAGUGUAAUGCUAGGUUCUGGAAAAUUUAGUUUAGCAUGUACGUUAAGUUUCUGUGUGUGUGUGUGUGUGUACAUCCAGAUGACGUUAACCUGUAUCAUCUUUAAAAUGGGUCUUAUUUGUUUUAAUGAAUUUUGUUGUUAUAACUAUAAAUGGAAAUGUGCAAAUGAGUACUGUUUAAAACUGGUAAAUUUGUUUUGUGACUACUUGAUUUUUCCUGAACCCUAAACCGUUUAACGCCUCCAAACUGAUUUCUAAAACACGGUUAUUUCUGCCAUCAUAAUUGACAUGUGACUGUGUUGUAAAUGUCAAGUUUCUUGUUGACCAAACGUAGCAAGGUGGAAAACAAGUCAGCAUAGGUUGUGAUCGGUUUAAUAAACCACAGCCCACAAUUCUGAAAAACAAGCAUAUGUGCACACGUCUAAGUUUUGAAAAAAAAAAUCAAGUUGUACUGCAUAUGACACAAACUAAAAAAAAUUGCCUUCAAAUUAUAAAAGCACAACUAUUGAAUCAUUUUUGUGAAAGAAUAAUAAGAAUAAAUGCCUUUGUAAUUAUAUCAGUGCUUAA
Molecule: messenger RNA, 2672 nt
Organism: Triplophysa dalaica
Lineage: Eukaryota; Metazoa; Chordata; Actinopteri; Cypriniformes; Nemacheilidae
Exons: 8
Coding region: 96-1514 (472 amino acids)
Molecular function (GO): protein binding
Source: RefSeq, a predicted model, not a curated record